This is a messenger RNA of Mustela lutreola (European mink), 846 nucleotides long. RefSeq names its product proline-rich protein 2-like. The transcript is spliced from 3 exons. Bases 1 to 846 code for a protein of 281 amino acids. The record is from RefSeq and is a predicted model, not a curated record. NCBI's taxonomy places the organism in Eukaryota, Metazoa, Chordata, Mammalia, Carnivora, Mustelidae.
AUGUCACAGAGUGAUAAAAUUGUGGAAAAUGCCAUGUCUCCGUUGGCCGACUAUGGUUAUCAGAAAGGGAAGAAGGUUCAUAAUGGACUGAUCCUUAGAAACACAAUUUCUCAUCCUCCCCAUCCCGUCCUCCACGAGGAUCAUCUAGGACACAGGCGAGUCCAAAGGGAAAUCCCGCCCCCCCCGCCCCAAAGCCAGCCGAACGCGCCAAACCAAACCAAAGGAGAGCCGCGCGGUGGGCGCCGCCGGCCCCCCGCGCACCGCCGCUCGGGGCAGCCCCGCGCAGGGCAGCCCGUCGAAGCCCCGGCCGAGCGCCCGCCUGCCGAGGUUCUGCCCGCCCCGCCGGCCGCAGCGCGCCCGUUCCCCGGCGGCGCCGUCCCCGGGCGGCGGGCGGCCGGGCCGGAGGCGCCGGAGGGGCAGAGGCCCCCGCGUGGCGGCGGCGUCGGGGGCCCAGCCGGCCGGAGCCCGGCGGGGACGCGCCCCUUGGGGACCCGGGAGCGACCCGGCCCGGCGGGCGGCCCCCCACCCCCGAGCGCCCCUCCCGAGCCCUCCCCGGCCGCGGGCGCCCUCCCCUUACCUGGCCCGCGGCGGCGGUGGCGGCGGGCGCGGGGCCGGGAGCCGCUCCGGCAGCGGCGGCAGCAGCGGCGGCUGCCCUGUGGAUCGCAGCGGCUGCGGCUGCUCGGUUCCAGGCUGUGCGGGCUCAUCCCGUGCCAGCGACCUGCCGCGCACUACGGACCGUGGCAGGGCCCUCCCCAGAAGAGAGUGGCGAGGCUGACCUUGGCACCUGCGUCCCUUCUUAAGGAAAUUCUUGGAGAGGGAGGAAAAGUACUAGCAGACCCACGGUAG